AUGGAGGGCGGCGGCGCCCAAGAGGACGAGGCAAAGGAACAAGUGGAGCUUGUGGAGCAGGGAGGAGAAGGUGGACGUGACGCAGACGCUGAGUGCGAGGAGAAAGAAGAAGAAGAAGAAGAGAAAGAAGAGAAAGAAGAAGAGAAUGAAGAGCACGAGAUCGUGGAGCUGGACGGGGACGAGGAGCAGCAAGAUCAGCACCAGGAGGAGGAGCACAAGCAGGAAGAGAGCGAGGACGACGAGGUGCAGUUCGUCUGCAGUGUGGAGGGCUCCAAUGGGCACCACAACGAGGAGAAGGAGGAGAAGCACGGGGAGGAGGAAGAAGAUGCGGACGUUGUGGUGCUGGAGAGCGGUGAGUCGACCGGCCAAAUCGCCAAUGGCGAGCGUUCCACAGCCAACAUGAACGCGCUCAUGGCGGCCAAUGGAUUCGUGACACCGGCGACGCUGGAGGCGGAGCUCCAGUGCAUCAUCUGCCAGUACGCCAUGUUUAAGCCAGUGACUGCGAUCUGCGGACACUCGUUCUGCCGCGUGUGCCUUAUGGACUCGUUCUUGACGCGCUCGAUUGAGGAGGCGCAGUGCCCCAUUUGCCGCGUCGAAAUCUUGCAACCAUUUGUUGCCAACGCCUCGCUAGCUUCGAUGUUUCCGAUCAACGUCACACUGUGGAAUCUGGUUCAACUCCUUAUCCCAUCGGUCGCCGAGAGAAUUUCUUCGUACGAACAGGAGGAGGAAGAGGAUUUUACUCGCAAACUGGAUCAACUCGAUACCAAGUGGAAGGUAUUCAAUCUGGAUGAGCAGGCUGCCAGGUAUCAUGGUGACCAUGACGAGGACGACGCGAAUUCUUCAGGACGGUGGGAGGAGGAUCACGAAGGGCACGAUGAGUACCCCGUGCUGAAAGUCGAAGACUCGGAAGACGGUAAUCUACACGUCUCGAGGAAUAUUGUGCUGGACACGAACGAUGAAAACGAAGAUGGCUAUGUGAAUAUGCGCGUCGGGAUGGCGAUCGUGGAGUUCCCCAGCGUUUUUGAGCUUUACAAUGAACACCAGGAGUGCUCCGUGAACGUCAUCAAGAUGGAGGAGGACGAGGAAAUGGCGGACGGGAUGCCGUUUUUCAUGAAUGAAGACGGAGAUGACGAUGGAUUCGUGUGCGGCUCGUAUUACAACGAAAUCACUCUCCGCGUCUGCGACGAAGGGGGAAACUGCGUGAUGGAACGAACUCGUGGCGCCAGAGGCGGAGUUGUGAUUUUUCCGGGCUUGCGCCUAGACGUUCCGGGUGGCGUGUAUACUUUCCGCUUUUCUGACGACUUGUACGGCCUUAAGUUGAGCAUUACUACGCAUCUGCGCGAGCCACACGAGAUUUCGGACACUCCCGUGGCCGACUAUGUUAGCCUCAUCAACGACGAGGCAAGAAAUGCUAAUCGCCGCAAUCAUAGACACCAUCAUGAUAGCGACAACGAGGACGACUACGACGAAGAAAACGAGUCAGACGACUCGUUUAUUGUCGAUGAUAUAAACGGCGCGGCGCAUAACGAGGAACCUGUUGGCCGUUUUUCCGAUGACGAAGAGAGCCACUGGGAUUAUUACAGUGACGAUGAAGCCGCAGAUGAGGAGAGAGAGCAGCAAAAUCAGGAAGAAGACGGGUUAUCAGAUGAGGAAGGUGAACAGGGACACGAUGAGACCGAACACGCGGACGAACACGAGGAGGACGAUCAUGAGGAAGAAGAAGUGCAGCGCGGACGACGCAAUGUUCGAGUUGUGGAAGAAGCGGCAUUUUCUUCGGAUGAAGAAGGAGAGCAAGACGGCCAUGAUGCUGAAGACGAUGGUUAUAAAGAGGAGGAGGAACACAAUGAGUCGCACGAGGUUGUUCGGCCGCGUCGGCGAAAUGCAAACCACAUUCUUGACAGUGAAGACGACGACGAAGGCGCACAGGAUGAAGACGAGCAAAAGGAGGACGACGUAAGUGAUGGCGGAGAAGGCGAACACGAUGAAAAUGAUGGAGAAAACGAGGAAGACGAUGAUGAGCAUGGUGCUGCGAUAAAGGAGGAAGAGGGUGAAGAUGACGAAGCAAUAGCUCGCAACCGCUCUAGAAAAAUGAGUCGAGCCCAAUGGUUCCAGGAAGACGAGUCGGACGAAGGAAACCCGCCGACGUCAGACGUAGCAUCUUCGCGCGAGAGGGAAGACGAAGUGCCUGAGAGACCUCGGAAGCGAGCGCGAGGGCGGGACAGACAGGUGCGAGUCAUCGACGAAGGCGAAAGUGACGAGGAGCAGGAACAAAUCGAGCGCUCGAUCGUGGCUGCCAACUCCUUGCAUGGACAUGACCACGAGGAAAAUGCCGAUGAGGAUGGCGGCAAUGACUCGCAGUUCCGGCGCGUGCACCAGUUUUACGAUGAAGAGACUGAUGAGCGUCACGCCUAUGAAGACGCACAGCAGGAUGAAGAAGAUGCUCCGGAUUACCCGGACGAAGAAGAGGAACAGUACCAGGAAGAAGACUACUAUUCAGAGUAA
Messenger RNA from Phytophthora sojae, 2502 nucleotides. RefSeq lists its product as hypothetical. The record is from RefSeq and is a predicted model, not a curated record. The transcript has 7 exons. NCBI's taxonomy places the organism in Eukaryota, Oomycota, Peronosporomycetes, Peronosporales, Peronosporaceae. Bases 1 to 2502 code for a protein of 833 amino acids.